AUGGAUAUUCCUGAACAUACGUUAUCGAGGAGAGAAGGGUCAGCCGCCCCGCAUAAUUCAUCAACUGCAGAAGCAUCUGAUACACCUGUUGCAUCAUCUCGGGGUAGCCAGCCAAUACAUAGGCAGGUUGAACAAGAAGUACAGGGGCUAGAAAUGAGACCAAGGGGUAAAAAUUUUAAAGAACUACGAAAGAUGGGAGCCGUUGACUUUGUUGGGACUACUGAUCCUGCCGAGGCUGAGAUAUGGUUGAAGAGGACAGAGCGUGUGUUUAAUCAGAUGGGUUGUAUUACAGAAGAACGUUUUGAUUAUGCAGUGUCUCUUCUUCAGGGCGAUGCUUACUAUUGGUGGGAGACUGUCCCACGAGCUAUGAUACAUCCUCCAGUACUCAGUUGGGAUGACUUCUUGAGAGAGUUCAGUGAUAAGUAUAUGCCACCAGUGUAUCGUGAUGAGAAGCAAAGAGAGUUUUUGUCCCUUAAACAAGGAUCUAUAUCAGUUGCAGAUUAUGAAGUGAAGUUUACUCAGCUUUCUCGUUAUGCAUCGGCAUUGCUACCUACAGAACAAGAUAAGUGCAGACGUUUUGAAGAAGGAUUGAUAUACGAGAUAAGAAGCAAAAUCACACCUUCAGACUUUCGUACUUAUAAUGAUCUACGUGCAGCAGCUAUACGAGCAGAAAGACUAGUGAAAGAAAGACAUGUGUAUAUUCAAAGACAAAAGAGGGGACCACCGGAGUAUAGGGGUGAAUCAAGCUCGAACAUUUCAAAAAGGCCUAGUUCUUUUUCUUCGGCAUCGAGUUUCAGUAGAGGAGGUAAAUUGGGUCAAAGAGGCGGACGUGCACCACCUUUUAGUUAUGAGUGGGGACGAGGAUCUGGUGUGACAGUACGUGCACGACCUUUAUGCGUGCACUGUGGACGACCACAUACAGGAGAGUGUCGACUAAUUAUAGGAGGUUGCUUUCACUGCGGUCAACAAGGACACUAUUAUAGGGAAUGCCCACUUCGGCCUAACAUGAUAUCGAGUGGAAGAGCAGCGACGGAACCAACAGUACAGAAUGUGCGACCCGCAGCAUCGAGUGCAAGUAAUAAUCGAGGUCGUGGAAGAGGACAGACUAUGAGUGCAAGUAUUAGAAAGAAAUGA
Messenger RNA from Salvia splendens (bonfire salvia), 1134 nucleotides. RefSeq lists its product as uncharacterized. Gene Ontology annotation, molecular function: zinc ion binding; nucleic acid binding. Lineage: Eukaryota; Viridiplantae; Streptophyta; Magnoliopsida; Lamiales; Lamiaceae. The record is from RefSeq and is a predicted model, not a curated record. Bases 1 to 1134 code for a protein of 377 amino acids. The transcript has a single exon.